CGUGAAUGUCAAUAAAAAGUAAUAAGGCUCCCACAUUUUAUAGGUUAUAAACUGACAAAAAUUUCCAAUCUGCUUCCAAAACUUUUAAAAGAGAAAGAAAUACUUUAAACCAGAAAUAAAAUGCAUUGUUUUUACAAAAAGAUAACUCUGAUAUACUAACCCCUACCACAGCCAACUGUAAUGAAUGAACAAUGUCAGGUACGGAUAAAACUACUGAAUCCUCUGCACAAACUCAAGAUAUUGCUAAACCAAAAAGGAAAUCAUUUCGCAUGGCGGACGAGGCGGCGGCUGACUGUUUGUUCGAGCGCCUUCGGCUGCACCAGCAGCGAGCGCCUGACUCCGCGGAGGUGGCGCGGGCCAUCACUGCGAGGAUCAACUCGAGGCUCACGUCACACGAUAAACAUGUUCGACAGAGCACAUUGGAUAAAUUAUGGAACAAACAGUCAGGAGCCCUUCAGAUGCUCCUUGCCAUAUUGGAAAACACCAGAGACACUCCAACAGCCACAUACAUUACGUCAAUAUUAAGGGAAGUUUUAUGUUUGAAACAAGGGAAAGGAAAAAAAUGUUCAGUUCCCACUGAAACAUCGGGGAUCAAGAAGAAAGAAACAAAAAAGUCAGGCAAAGAAAAUAAAGUGCCUCCACUUAAUAAGAAGGCGAACAACCUCGCGAGGCAGCAGUGCUCACAGCACUUCAUAUCGAUAAACGGCACGCAGGUGGUGAUCCGCACGAUGAUAACUACGCACGCCAAACGCGACGGCAACGUUGGCACCGAGCUGAUGCUGCAGGACCUCGUAUGGAUCCUCGCCUCGCUAGCGCCGAGAGAUCCAAAAUUCGCGAUGAAAGUAAGGAUGCUGGGAUGCGUAAGGACUAUGCAUCUUAUAUUAAAGGGACACUUCACGGAUAAUAAAAUCAUUUUCCCUUUACUUGUCAUUAUGAAACAAUUGGCCAAGAAUACGGUUACAACCUCCAUUUUGAUCCGUGAUGGUGUUGUUGCGACUUACGAGCGUGUCUUGGUCAGCCUCGGCUUCAUCCCGACUGCUAGACUCCGGCUUUGCCUCGAUGCUAUUGAUUAUUUCAGUAAAAAUAAGGUGUGCUGCAUGCAGAUCGUGAAGACAGGCCUCUGUAGCGUGCUUCUCAGGGUGUUCGACCGGUGGGAUCGCUACGAAGGACGCAUGAGGCUCAAGAUAUGCGCACACAUCCUUCAGACUCUGCAGCAUCUUUGCAAUAUUAAGGCUGGACGGAGAGCACUAUGUACGAAGAAACAUGUUCAAACAUUGCACAGAUUCUGCUCGCAAUGUCCUGAUGAACCUGAAUUCGAUGGCCUAUUAGCACGUGUAUGCUCAGUUAUAACGUUAUGCUUGAAGCACCAAGCAUUGCCGGUAGCUGUAUCCAGUCCAGCGUCAUUCAAUCUGAACCCUAUUUUGAAAGGCACAAAUGCAUCAUGGCCGUGUCAUGAAGACGAGGAAGAAGCAGCUAACUCAGAUUCCAAGACUGUAAAUUCAGAUUUAGAAGAUGAUGGUCCAGAUACGGAUAUAGACGGCAUUGAUGAAUUCCCAGAUAUGGAUUUUGACGAACAUGAAUUGAAAUCGGAAAGCGUAGAAGAAUCGGAAAAAGUGCUGCUACAAAACAAUACAAAGAGUGGAGACAGUUUGCAAAGUACACUCUGGAUCAAUCCUAAUGAGAGAGACUUAGAAGACUUAAAAAAGUAUUUUAUUUAUUUUAAAGAAUUUGGUUCAUACAACAAGCAAAUAAGGCUUGUUAAAAGUCGAUCGAAUUCUAGAGGGUCGAUAUUAGAAGAUUUUCUAUUUCCACAAACCAGUGGGAACAGGGGUGCCACCUCUAACUUAAAUCUAUCUCUAACUACCGUUUUGGGUAAUACUGACUAUGAAAAUGUCUUGGGACCAGGGCAGACGUCGUCAUUUUUACAACAACAUAAAAUUCAUGAGAGUAGUUCUACAACGUCAUGGUCGUCGUUGAAGAUUCAUAAAGACAUUUCCAAGUUCACCACGUUUUCGAGUGUGUACUGUACGAUAUCUACUCGGGUGAAGAGUGUGAUACCCUUCGUCAAGGUAGCCUACCCUGACAUGAUGGGAGGCCACGGUCUCAACCAUCCUGAGCCCUUGAACAAGAUGGAGCGAAGUGCAUGCAGAAUGAAACUAUUGUCUUGUGUAGAUAGAGCAAUCAACCCAGAAGCAUACAUGAAUGAGACGGUUUAUGAUUUAGAUCAGCUAUGCAGCGCUUCUGCUAAUACUGACUCUUCAGCUCAAAAAAGUUUCAGCUCAGAAAGUAUAGGCUUGACUAAUACGGAUGAGCAGGAGAUCACCAAAGUCAAUAGUUACUCCUCAAGACUUACAUUUGAGUCAAGGUUUGAGUCUGGAAAUCUGAGAAAAGCUAUUCAGGUAGGUCCGAGAGAGUACGAGCUGAUUCUCAUGCCAGAUGUGAACUCGACGAAGCGUCACCAGUGGUUCUACUUUGAGGUCCGCAACAUGCAGCAGGGCCGCCCUUACAUAUUCAAUAUCGUGAACUGCGAGAAGUCUGACAGUCAGUUCAACUUCGGUAUGAAGCCCGUCAUGUAUUCUGUGAAGGAAGCAGUUAAUGGGAGACCAGGUUGGGUGCGGGCUGGCUCCGACAUCUGCUACUAUCGGAACAGCUACCACUACGCAAACCAGAAGAACAAUCACAAUAAAUGCUACCUGACCGUCACCUUCAACAUUGACUUCCCGCACACAAACGAUGUUGUCUACAUCGCAUACCACUUCCCUUUUACAUAUUCUAUGAUGAUGACUCGGAUUUGGCAAUGGAGCUUGCAGUUGCCAUCAGGAUCGUACUUACGCGCGGAGCCUCUCUGCUAUUCCCUCAACAGCAACGAAGUCCCGUUGCUUACGGUUUCCGCCGAAGACACGCCUUCCAAUCCUAUAGUGGAUCGAGAGAUCGUGUUCCUAACGGCACGAGUUCAUCCUGGCGAGAGUAACGCAUCCUGGGUGAUGGACGGCACCCUGGGCUGCCUGCUCGGUCCUUCCAUUGCUGCUGCUGCUCUUCGGGCCAAGUACGUGUUCAAGAUCGUGCCCAUGCUCAACGUGGAAGGAGUUAUCAAUGGAUGCCAUCGAUGCGGCUUGACUAAUGAAGAUUUAAACCGACGGUGGUGUAAACCGAGUCCCGUUUUACAUCCUUCUAUUUAUCAUACGAAGGGGCUGAUAGAAUAUCUUGUUCGCGUUUGGAAGAAGCCUCCGUUGGUAUACUGUGACUAUCAUGGGCACUCGAGAAAGAAGAAUGUGUUCUUCUAUGGUUGCGCGGGCGCCGAGAGCUGGUGCAGCAAUGAUCGAAUAGUGCCAGAUGAACCAGUCAAAUAUUUAAUGCUGCCAGCACUAAUGCAUCGGAUUUCGCCGGCAUUCGCACUCGGAUCAUGUUCCUUCAGAGUGGAACGGGAACGGGAGAGUACUGCCAGGGUCACCGUGUGGAGACACCUUGGCGUCACCAGAUCUUACACCAUGGAAGCAUCCUUCUGUGGCUUUGACAGAGGCCCUUUCAAGGGCUUCCACCUGAACACUCAUCACCUUCAGAGCGUGGGCAGUGACUUCUGCGAAGCUCUCAACGGCCUCAACGACACUGCUACCAAUGUGGACAUACAACUUACCAAGGACCUCAACGGAAAUAUCGUAGAGAUCAAUAUUAAAGGUGCUGAUAGAGAUAAAGACAACGACAGUGAGAUUGCGGUGGACAGCGAGCCGGGCUCGGGGUCCGACAGCGUGUUGAAGACAGACUCGGAUGAGGACUUCGACUAAUUCGAUUUAUAUUAUAACCUUAGGGUAAGCGCUUGCAAAUAGUCAGGUGCGGUUUGUGUCACGAGCUAGUGUAAAGUUAACGUUAGAUGUAGUCGCCGGUGACCGGUCCAAGUGUUCGUGACGAACAAACAGAUCUAAUUGCGUGUGUAAAAAGAGAAAUAGCGACAAAAUUAGGAGUCUAAAAAUAAAUCUAACUCGGAUUAAUUUCUGUUUCCAAUUGUACACAACUAGGCAGUAGCUAGUUUAGAAGCUGCGCUGAUUUUGUUACGAAUUUACACAAGUUUCGGUUUAGUGAUUUUUGUGUACCCCUUAUGUUGUUUGGUGCAAAAUUUGACUGUGUAUUGUAAAGCCGUGACCACAUUAUAUUGUGUAGUAUGGUUUGAUGUGAUAUAAGUUAAAUUUUAAGUUGCUUGUGAUCUCAAUUACAAAUAAAUUAUGAAAUCACUUA
This is a messenger RNA of Spodoptera frugiperda (fall armyworm), 4230 nucleotides long. RefSeq names its product cytosolic carboxypeptidase 1. The record is from RefSeq and is a predicted model, not a curated record. Lineage: Eukaryota; Metazoa; Arthropoda; Insecta; Lepidoptera; Noctuidae. Gene Ontology annotation, biological process: C-terminal protein deglutamylation; protein side chain deglutamylation. The coding region runs from base 192 to 3782 and encodes 1196 amino acids. The transcript has 26 exons.